UUGAGGAGGGACAGUCAUGGAUUUAGGAUUCCGUUUGUUUCAUUAUAACGUGAGAUCACCGCUGAUAAAACACCAUGGAGUGAUUGACGUACAGUAACUGGGUUUUGGGAGAGAGGAGAUCGACCCUUUGGUCCAUCGGUUGCCUGUAUCUCAGUGCUCCAAUCCUGCGUUUUUGUUGACGGAGCCCCUUGGCAAUCGGCAUUAUUUUCUCUCCGUCUGUGGCUAGUGGGGGAGGCGGAGAGAGAGCCACGGUGGAAGUCGCCGUUUUAGCGUUAUAGCUGCCGACCAGAAAUAAUGCUUUAUUUUUUGGAAUGAAACGUGGCUUAUGUUUUGCGACCGGACUACCAAACUUGUGGUUCACUGCAGCAUUUUGCGUCUUUUCCCUCCGCUGCAGAUGAUACAGAAAACCAUCAUAGCGGUACCCCACCACUGCAAUUUUUGGGCAAAGAUAAGAGUGGCGUCGUCUUGCAGUUAAGGCUACUAUGGCAGCAUAGGGGGCAUCUUCUGGAGGGGAGAAUCCGCCGAUUCCUUGCUUAGCCUGUCUACAAUGCCUUAUUAUUAGCAGAAAGCAGUGACUGGAUCUGAAACCCAGCAUCAUCCCCGCGGUCCCCCCGUUUCAAAGCUGCUGUUUACCCAUUGAAAAUCACUCGAAAAAGCAGCGGAUCCCGAUGGCAUGGACACUUAUGCAAGGUCUGCCGCGCUGCCGUGCUACUGGAGCCUACUUGCUGUCUCUUCAUUCAACCCAGCUCCAUCGCCAUCGCCCUGCAGCCGAGAGAGCCCUGCCGCAACGCGACCAGCGACCACCGAGCCAAAGCAGGCGGCAUGAGGCUUGAUUCAGUACAUUUAUCCAUGCUGGUCAUCGGGGUCUCAUUCGCCUGCUACUCCCCGAGUUUGAAUUCCCUGCAGGACCAGGUUUACAAAUCCGCCGUGGUGAUCGAGGGCAAGGUGCAGUCUACGCCUGUGAACGUCUCCGCGGAGCCGUACCGUGUGAAUGUCAAAGUGCUGGAUGUUUGGCCCCAAAACAGCGGGGGUCUGGAGCGAGAACAGCUCGUCACCGUGGGGGAAUUUGGAUCUGAGGCUCCGUGCACCAAAGUGAAGAAGAACCACAAGUACAUUUUUUUCAUGGACCCCACUGACGAGCCCUUGGUUUUCAAGGCAUCGUUUGCGCCUCGGGACACGAGUGUGAAGAACCUAAAAAAGGAUGUUGGGAAGAUCUUGUGUGAGGACUGCGCUGCGGCUCCAAAGUUAAAACCGAUGAAGAAUCCAAUAAUAGUGGACGAGGGGAGAAAGCUCAUAGUAAAGUGUGAGGCCACAGGGAACCCUCUCCCCACCUACAGAUGGUUCAAAGAUGGCAACGAGCUGAAGAAAAGCAAAAAAGUCCGAAUAAGGAACAGCCUGAAAAACUCCAGAGUCCAGAUCAGCAGAGCAAAACUGGAGGAUUCUGGGAAUUACACAUGUGUGGUGGAGAACCCGCUGGGAAAGGACAACUCCACUGGCACUGUCAACGUCCAAAGCAUAACCACAACGCCAUCUCCAGGCUCAGGCCACGCCAGAAGAUGCAACGACACAGAGAAGGCCUACUGUGUGAAUGGCGGCGACUGUUACUUCAUACAUGGUAUAAAUCAGCUCUCCUGCAAAUGUCCGGACGGAUACUUCGGCCCACGAUGCUUACAGACUGAGCCGCUGCGGUUGUACAUGCCCAAUCCUUUCAAAAAGCAUCUUGGGAUUGAAUUUAUGGAGGCAGAGGAACUCUACCAGAAAAGAGUCCUGACAAUCACGGGUAUUUGUGUGGCUCUGUUGGUGGUGGGCAUCGUGUGUGUGGUUGCCUACUGUAAAACCAAGAAACAAAGAAAGAAGAUGCACAAUCAUCUGCGACAAAACAUGUGUCCAGAACAUCCCAAUCGUAGCCUUGCUAACGGACCCAAUCACCCAGGCCCAGGCCCAGAGGAAAUCCCUAUGGUAGAUUACAUAUCAAAGAACGUCCCUGCAACUGAACGAGUCAUACGGCCUGCAACAGAGGGAUCGUUCCCUGCCAGCCAUGCCUCUUCCAGAUCUCACAACUCUUCCACACGAGCCCAUUCAUCAACUCACAGACAUGAGGAACGGACAUGGAGCCUGGAACAUUCUGACAGCAUCCUCUCUGACUCGCCGGGAAUGAUGUCAUCAUCCGUGGGGACCAGUAAAUGCAGCAGUCCUGCGUGCAUGGAGGCACGGGCCCGGCGCGCUGCACACUGUGGUUACUCUGACCCCCAUCGGCCGGGCCUGCAGUACGGAGACUCCUUCGACUCGCUGGGAGACUCUCCGCACAGCGACAGAUAUGUGUCAGCCCUGACGACACCAGCCCGCCUCUCGCCAGUGGAUUUCCAUUACUCAUUGCCCUCGCAGGUGCCUACCUUCCAGAUCACAUCCCCCAAUGCCAGCCACGCCAUGUCUCUCCCUCCUGCUGUCCACAACCCGUACCCUCUGGAGGAUGACCAGCCUCUGCUGCGCCGUUACCAGGUGCCCCUACACGAUGCCCAGUGCCAGGAGCCCUACCGGCAGCAGCGUCGUACCUAUCUAAAUGACAGCAGGGGCAGCCUGCCCUCCAGCCCCUACCGGCUGGCUGAGGAAGAAGACUAUGAGACCACCCAGGAGUAUCUCUCCUCUCGGGAGCAACCAAAGAGAAGUGGGUCCAGUGGAACUGGUAGCCGGCGCUGGCGGAGAUCCAGACUGAAUGGCCACGUGGCCCCGCGUGGAUACGAGGCAUCUCGAGACUAUGGGUCUCGAAGCUGCCUAACAGAUAGUGAGUCAGAGGAGGACGGUGAGAGCACGCCCUUCCUCAGUAUGCAGAACAUGAAUGCCGAGCCCUCCACCAUCUACAGGCCGGUGGACAGUCGGACUUCUCACUCAUCGGGGCGGCACAGUGGGCAUGGGAACAUGCAUACAAGACUGACACACUCACGCUCCAAACCGGACAAUACACCCCAUUAAAGAGUGAAAAUGAACCAACAAAAAUCAAUAUAGUAUAGACCUGCAUCUAUAAGAAAUAUUUUUAUUUUAUAUAACUGACAGAUAUUCUAAACAAAUGAAAUAUUUAUUUUCAUUUUAGCAAAAGUUGUCUACUAGUUAACAGCAAAGACUUUUUUAUAGGGAAAACUCUAUUUAUAUGUACAUUUUGAUUUACAGCAUAAAAAGAUGUGCCAGUUUUUUCACAACGUAAAAAAUAGAGUAAUAUUGUGGUGCCUUUUGCUGUAUGCCGAUGCCAGAGGGCCAGUGGAGGUUUUUGUAGCCUUUCUUAUAUGGACGCCUCAUUUUUUAUACACGAUUAUGUUUUUUUUUUCUUCUCUGGUUUUCUGUUUUACUUUCUUUCCAAGUUGCAUUCUUUGAGGAGUCUAACCCCACUGGAACAUAACCCCUUCCAUGUCACGCAAUAUAAACCACUUCAACAUAAAGUGUAUGUUUACAUUAAUAUGAUUCGCCUGUAGGGUUUAUGAUUUGGGAUCUAAUAGAACUUCUGAUAAAUACAGAUACAGAAAUAUAGAUCCUUUUUGCCCUCUGACUAAUGUCUACAGAGAGAGAAAGAGAGUGAGAGACUGUGUGGUUGUGUAUGUGUGUGUGUGUAAAUGACCGUGUGUGAGUGUGUGUGUGUGUGUGUGUGUGUGUGUGUGCGCGCAUGUCAGUUUGCUUGCAUGUAUUUGUGAUUGUUAGAUGAAUUUCAUUGUUUGUUGUGGUGACAUCAAACAUGUGGGUCUUCUGGUGUCACAGCAGAGCUGACAGAAGAGAGUGUGUCAGAGGUUCACAGAAUAGUGCUUUAUCAGAACAGUGACCCCCCCCCCCCCCCCCAGUGUAGGUGGACAGGUAAGGCUGCUGUGUGUUAUGCAGGUCAUUGCUUGAUGUGUUUACAGCUAUUCUGCCCCUUUCCCCAGCCUGCCCCAGUUAAGUCCCCUUUUAUUUCCCCAGCAGGUUUUCCUCAUGUUAGUCUGUUAUGAGGCCAACAAAACACUGAGCCGCUUGGCACAGGGUGACCCCUGCCAUCAGAGGUGAUGGCAAAACAAAAAGAUUGCAUCUGUUUUCACUCAGCUCAGCCCCUAAUCCCAUGCCUCAUCAUCCUUCUGUGUCCAUUCUGUUUUUGUGGCUCGUGUUAAAAGGCCACACAGUGUCUCAGGAUUUCCACAUGCCUCCCCCCAACUCCCUACCCCCUCCACCUUAAACCCUGCUCACCCUCUUCCUCAACUUAAGGUCUACCUAAGACUAAAGUUCUCAGAUAAUGAAGGCCUAAAUGUUAACAUACAGCCUACCAGUUCCCUGAACACUCCCAUACAGAGAGAAGGAAAGUGGAAGCAGCUCGGCAGAGAACAGUGCAGAACACACUCGAUAAUAGAAAUGAAAUAGCUGUGAAACGUUGGAGGAUCAUACAAUGCAAAAAUAUGCAAACUUUCUAUUUUGCUGUUUGAUUACAUCAUUUUCUAAGAGGUGACUGUAGUGUGUUGUGUGUGGGGAAAAAAACGAUGUGAUGCCUAUAGUGUAGAAUGAAAUAACAUGAUAUAAAUGCAUAUUUACAUGAGUUAGUUUUUAAAGCCAUUAUGCAGCCAUCUAUAAAGUUGUCAGCCUUUCUUGUUCACAUACUCAUGUCCAUCGAAUGACUGUGUCCAUGAAUUGUUUUAUCACUUGCUUUAGACCGCUCCACUUUACAUGCACAUUUCCAAGUAACGUCGAAUAGCAUCCAAAUAGUGUCUCCUCCGAUAGUACUGUGUACUGCUUUGUCUCGUUGACAGAUCUAGUCAUUUCAAAUUUACUCCGUGAAUGAUGAUAAUUUUGAAAUAAACAAAAUCAUUUAAGCCCCCCCGUCCUCCACUGAAGGAAAAGUAAAUAUUUCAAAGGUAUUUCAUGAAAUGUCAAACCCAUAUUGACUCAGUGAGAGGGAACAGUUGAUGCUUCAUCACUGUUGGUGUGUUUCUACUCCUCGUUUUAAAAAAAACAAUGUAUGCUGAAUUAUCAAAUGGUCUUAAAAAGAUUGAUCUGCAAUCUAACUGCUAUAUGGUAAAUGCACAGUGGUAUUGUUAUAGAGAAAGGUCUUUGGUCACACCUCACUUGCAGAUAUUUCAUUGAGUUUCUCACCUCUGGGUCUAAUUUUGUAUGUCUAAAAAAUGCAAAAGAAGACAGUGCUCCUCUAGUUUAAAUGUGAUACUCCCUUCACUUUGCCAGUCCUCUCACCAAAAUGAGAUGCUACCAGGCACGACCUGCCAGUCUCUUCUGUUUAAUUUUAUGACCCCACCCCACCCUAACCCCCGACCCCGAACCCCCUCACCUGACCCCACCCUCGCUUGAAAUGUUUGAACACCUCUCCUCUGCAUGUCCUUGUGGUCACGGUUAGAUGGGUGCAUGGUAAAAAAGCAGCAGACAAUUCUUUUCCAGUCAGUGAAAGUGUAUUUCAUUUAACAUUCAGCAAUAAAAAAGAACCUUUCCCUCAUGUCAUUCCUGAAAUAUGCUAGAAAAAAAAAGAAAAAAAUGCGAGAUUGUCAUAGAUUGUAAAAUAAAAUGAAAAAUGAAUCCACCUGUUCAUAUGAGAAAAUAAAUCUUUAUUC
Molecule: messenger RNA, 5564 nt
Organism: Epinephelus moara (kelp grouper)
Lineage: Eukaryota; Metazoa; Chordata; Actinopteri; Perciformes; Serranidae
Product: pro-neuregulin-2, membrane-bound isoform-like
Exons: 11
Coding region: 823-2970 (715 amino acids)
Biological process (GO): intracellular signal transduction; nervous system development; animal organ development
Molecular function (GO): signaling receptor binding
Source: RefSeq, a predicted model, not a curated record